AUGGGACAUGUUGAUACUGGAUCAAAUGUCAUGGAAGCAGAUAUGGGGUGUAAAAAGGGUGUGACUGCUUUCGGUGAUCUUGCCAAGCCACUUGAAGUUGCAGGGAAGCAUCUUCAAGAGGCUCAAGACUUGUAUAAAAAGUUUGAUGGGAGAAGCUUUUUCUCGAGGCUGUUGUUUCAGCUAUGGUUGUUGGUGUUAUGUUCUACUGUUUUUUACGUUCAGUUUUUGCCUUCUGAGCAAGACUUUAUUUUGAAGGUUAUGUUUGUUUUUGUUUUGUCUGAUGAAUGACUUUGGUGUUAAGUACACUCUUGAAUCAAUCUAGACUGCAUGUUUUUUGUUUGACAACAUUCUGGUAUCGGAU
This is a messenger RNA of Lactuca virosa, 361 nucleotides long. NCBI's taxonomy places the organism in Eukaryota, Viridiplantae, Streptophyta, Magnoliopsida, Asterales, Asteraceae. The record is from the annotation of a GenBank genome assembly.